AUGGCUUCCACAACCUCUUUGCAAGGGAUUGACAGGUAUCAGGACGAACGACCAUUCCUGCAGGACUUUGACACCUUCAAACAACUAAUAAAAAACUCCCCGAACCCAGAUCAGAUAAGGUACCCACAACUCGUGUCCUUUAUUGGCGAGACCAGUGCCGGCAAGAGCACGUUGAUCAAGAUGUUGAUCGAGUACGACCAGGCCAAAUACGAAGCCAACAAGUCCAACUUCCGAGCACCCGUCCCAGGAAGUCCGCUCCACGAUUCCACACCUACAUCCGCAGACGUUCAUUUAUACGUUGACCCUGCUACAUGGGAAGAAGAAAGGCCAAUAUUUUACGCGGACUGUGAGGGCCUCAAUGCAGGAGAACGCAUUCCUAUUGGAGCUCAUUCCCGGAGACAGAUGAAAAUGGACAGUUCCCGGAAACUGGGUCUGCGGGCACGUUCACUAGAAUGGGCAACGUCAGACCAGACACGGACCCGUCAAUAUGCUGUCACCCAGCUCUAUCCUCGCCUCCUUUACACCUUCUCCGAUGUGGUAGUUUUCGUAUUGAACAAUCCAAAGACAUUCGAACAUGGAGUGCUCCCGAAACUGCUCGACUGGGCGUCGUCCUCGCUCGAAGCUAGUACCAAUCAAGGUACACUACCUCACGCAAUUAUCGCCCUCAAUUUUACAAACAUACGUAUCAAAUCCCGUCUCUGGACGGUUCAAGAUGCAACAAACGAUCUGCUGGAGGUUAAUGACCACUUGAUAAACCCAUCAUACAGCAGCUCUCAAGUGACGAAGCUCGUGGAGAAAUGGAGGAAAAGGAACAGAUCCAUAAAGAGUCUUCGCGAUCUUCUUCAUUGCUACUACGCUUCGUUCCAGGUGGUCCGUCUUCCGGAAGCCAAAGACCUCCCUCGUCUUUCAAGACAAGUAUCACAACUCCACGACACCAUUGUAGAAACAUGCAAGAAAUCGUAUCUGAACAAGCAGAAAGUCGGUCUGUUGUCCUCAGCCGAAGAUCUGAGCUUCUACAUCCAACAAGCGUUCACACAUUUCUCGAAAAAUCUGGACCACCCAUUCGACUUCAAGAGUUGUUCCUUGAUUCGGAAUCCAAUACCCCAGAACUUGGGUGGCCACAUUCUCCGCGUUGCUAUUCUGAUGCAGCGUCAGUAUCCAAACAAACCAGGAGACUGGAUAUUCGAAAAUCUGAGUUUCAUGGUGGCUUCUUGCUUUCUCUAUGAUUGUACAACUUACAGAAAAGGGAAACCACACGACCUGUUCGCAGAUUAUCAGCCGAACUUCCAAGAUGCCCUCGUUGAGUUUUGCUCCUCGCAUUGGCCUUGCGAGUUCUCACACCCUAAAAAGGGGCGGUGUGUCAAUGUAAGCAAGCGUCAUGAAAAGGGUCACCAGAACGAGCGAGGCAAGGUAACGGAUGGUCGCUACAUUUCCAGCUUUACUGCGGACGAUUACAAGAAGACCUGGUUGAACUCGCUCAAGACCAGAUUGCGAGAUGCACAGGAGGAUCUACAGCAUGAGGAAGACGGCUCCGAGGCGACUGGUCCAUUGGGCCCUAUUCGGAGAGUACAUGCCCGUAACAUAUCGAGUUUCUACCGUCACGUCGGCGGCGCACCAAAGUUCAAUAGUCACGUUACGUGUCUAUGUUGUCUCAUGCGGCCUCCUGAACAAGUGCUUCGAUGUGGUCACGUGCUCUGCACUGAGUGUGUCAAAGCAUUUGGCACGGUCAAGAAUUGCACAAUAGAGAUGAAGGAAUGCCCCUUACAUAUCGAAGAUUGCAAUUGGAGGAGCCCUUGGCGAAUUCGGAUGAAGCCUGAUUUUGCAGGUGUCCGUAUCCUUUCUCUUGAUGGGGGAGGUAUUCGUGGUGUUGCAGAGCUUGAGGUUCUCAAUCAGAUCCAAAAGAAGCUGGGCGUUCAGAUUCCAAUCAGUGCUUUCUUUGAUCUGAUUGUUGGAACAAGUACUGGAGGAAUCAUUGCGUUGGCUCUUGCUGUAAAGCAAUGGUCCGUCAUCAAAUGCAUUGAUGAAUUCAAGCGCCUCUGCAAGACGGCGUUCUCGCCUCGGGAAUUCCAUGGCAUCGCCCCUCUUCAAUACAUCGCCACUGCUAGUCACGGAAGCACUUGGAAGACUACGCCGCUUCAUGAGGCCUUGUUCGAGUCACUUGGAGACGAAUACCUAUUUGGCGGGCCCCAGCGCUCGGAUAAUGUAGCCCGGGUAGCCGUGACCACAACCGACGAAGUAGCCACCAAAGGGAUUGUUAUCGCGAAUUACUGCCGAAAAAAUCCCAAGGACGACAAUAAGACCUAUAAAUUUCUUAGGCCUAGCGAGCCGUAUGCCGAGAUGAGGAUAUGGCAUGCUGGUGCAGCAACUGCUGCCGCUACGCCAUUCUUCAAGCCAUUCGUUCAUCCAGUCACCGAAGAAACAUAUCUCAAUGGGGCGUUUCACAAUAACAAUCCAGCAUGGGUGGGAAAUCGAGAGCGGCAAUUACUGUGGCCAGAUGUACAAGACAAUCAUCCAGACUUACUGCUAUCGAUCGGCACAUCACAGCACCAGCAGGCUGUGGCCGACAAGUUCCGCUCUGAGAGGUUCGAGACGCAGCGCAAGAUGCCCUCGCCUAUCAGUCACGGCAAAGCCAAACUAAAGGCGACCAGCAAGGUCAAGCAUUUUGCUGGAAUGUUUCAAUAUGGAAAGGCAGCGAUUAACAAGUUGGAAGAUUCAAUAAACUGCGAGCGUCAGUGGGAACAAUUCUUGGACGGAACGGAGCGAGGUGCCGCUCACCGUGAGGAUUCGCGCCGCUAUAUUCGUGUAAACCCAGAUAUCGGUCGAACCCCGCCACAUCUUGAUGCUGUAGGCGAGGUCGAACGACUUCAGUCAGAUGUUGCCCGAUAUUUGAAGGAGCCUGAGGCUAUGACUAAGCUUGAGGACAUUGUCUUCCGCUUAGUUGCAAGCAGCUUCUAUUUCGAGCGGACACACGCGACAAGAGAUAUGUCCCGAGGAACCGCGAAGGUGAGAGGGAAGCUACAAUGUCGCUUCGAAGAAUCUUCAGAGUGGGCAAAAGAGAUGGGUUUAUUCUUUAAAAAGCAUCAAAGGGCGGACUUUCAGCCUCAUUUUGAUACUUGGGACGGCGUUCAACAGCAUAGCAGGGACAAGAUUAACCUCGACUCUUCGCGCAUUGAAAGAAUGGCCAGCCAUGGUGAACUUGACGCUCAAGAAAUUGAGCUGACGGUAGCAACAUCCGGGAGAGAUGCAGAGAUCAGGCUUCAUCUCCACACUUCAUCUGGCAGGACCAAAGGCUAUCCGAUCAGCGGCUUCCCUCGCGACUUUUUCAAGGAGAUUGAUCGUGUCGAAGUAGACACCGAAGAGAUAGAAGAACCGCCUAAGGACAGGGUAUUAAGAUCUAUAAAUCUCCCAGGCAUUCCAACGAUCAACGUGCUUAGUGGGAAGGGAACGGCAAUGCUAAGACCUGGAGCGUCGGGGAGCAUCUCGGAGCAGAAUCUCAGCACACAACCACAUGGUUUGAACGAAGACGCUCGGCGCAAAUCAGACUUUGCGGCUCGAGCUACGCCAGAAAAGGCCUCUCGGGCACUGAGCCUAAAGGCGAAAUUCUCAAAACUCAGUCUGCACAACGAGGCAAAGUCGCCACAACAGCCAGAGAGGCGAUCUCGCUCAAUGGAGAUACCAUCCAGGGGCAUACGGCGUGACAGUUGUCUUGUUACCCAUGAAUAUGAGCAACAAGAAUCGCGCAGUUCAUCGCGGCAUCGCACGAGUCUCGGCACGGACUCGCCGCCUGAACAGCCGCAAAGAGAACGCGAAAUGGCUAGUCUUCCUAUGACGUCGUACGAAGCAGCUCAGCAAAAAGGGGACCAGCACACACCAUAUAUAGCUCCAGACACGAAUCCGUGCUCUUUCUCGCCCAAUCCUAUCCCACGAAUGAGCAUGCCACAGUCGAGCCCGACACCUUUGCCAUCAGGCUUCACCAGUACCGCGGCCCCCUCAAGUACCUACGAGUUCUACUGCACCGAAAACGUCUACUUGUCGCCCCAUACCACGGCCACCCAACCGCGGACUCAGCAUACUACUUCCACCUUCGACGAUACCCUUCGCGCUCCUGCUCAGCCAGGGCAUAUAGCUACUCGAUCCCCACCUUUGAACAACCCUUGCUAUGAGCGGCCGCCGUAUGAAGCUAAUGAGAAGGUGGAUUUGGAACUAGAGUUUGCAGUGCAGAUUAGUCUUGCGGAUCAAGACGAAGAACAGCGAGAGGAGCAGAGAAGAUUAACGAGAGCGUUAGAGGAGAGUCGAAGAGAUGCGUAUUGGUAUCAAGCGUUUUAG
Molecule: messenger RNA, 4326 nt
Organism: Alternaria atra
Lineage: Eukaryota; Fungi; Ascomycota; Dothideomycetes; Pleosporales; Pleosporaceae
Exons: 3
Coding region: 1-4326 (1441 amino acids)
Biological process (GO): arachidonate metabolic process
Cellular component (GO): membrane
Source: RefSeq, a predicted model, not a curated record